AGCAUGAUAGUCACAGCUAUGAUUGAAGGUAUCGACCAUCAGCAUUUCUAUUUUACCGAAUCUGCUGAAAGUAAUCGUCCUCAAAUCUAACAAAAUUAUUGAAAAUUAGAAAACUGGGCUGACAAUCUCGGAGCAAAAUCACAGGAAAACUGGAUGUUAAGUUAAGGAACCAUUCACGUACUUCCUUCUCAAUCCAUGAAUCUCAAUUGAACGUUCCAGUUCAGCGCAGAAAUACGUGAAGUGUGAUCGGACAUUUAUCACUUUUUAUGUAUGUUUGAUCGCAGAUUUGAGCCAAUAUGCGCACCAAGCAACGAUCUAAUUCUGCGUGUAGAUUGCAACUGUGCUUGAUUCUGAUAAUUGGUGGUGGCAAAUUGAAUUAAAUGACUAAUUUUUUGUUCUCUGGAUUUCGACUAGCCUGUAAGCUAUACGUGGCUUAAAAGAGUAACUCAUGGACCUUCACGCUGCUGAAUUCAGAAUUUGCUUCUGAUAAAAAUCAGUUCCAAAGUAUAAUCUUUUCAUAAAAUAAAAAUAGUGAUUUAACCAGAUCGAGCGAGGGUUUUCAAGGCAGGACAAAACAAAAUUUUAAGUGAAGUCUAAGAAAACGACAAAAUAGCUUCAGGGUCCGGGAGCAACUAUCUAACAGAUAUCGAUGGCCCCCUCGAGAGGGAUGCCUAUCUACUUUGUGACCGCCUACAAAAUGUAGUAAAGCUAUACAGAGACAAAGACAUCGCAAAGUAUGUUAAAAUCGAAAAAAAAGGUAAGCUUGGAGAGGGAGCUUUCGGAACUGUACACAGAUCUAAGGAUCUAGAAACCUCGCAGGAAUUAGCAGUGAAAACGAUUAACAAGGUCGAAGUUUUUGAGCAGAAUGCAGAUAAGGCCUACAAACGUUCCAUGUUCAUUGAAGCUGCCUGCGUUACAACCAUUCUUCCACCGCACGAGAACGUUAUUAAAGUUCAUCGGUAUUACGAGACACCCACGUACAUUUAUAUCGCAAUGGAACUCCUUGGAAAAUACACCUUGAGUCGUUCUGUGAGAGGUUUUGACUCCAAUCAAGCUCGAAAGGUAUUUUAUAAGGUCCUAUUAGGCGUUAAGCACCUACACGACAAUGGAAUGGUUCACUGUGACCUCAAAUUAGACAACAUCUGCAUGAGGAAGAGCUUUUUCUUGGAGCCGGUUCUCAUCGACCUCGGUAACAUGACCCUAGCAGAAGGCGAUGCUAAUAGACAUCGAUUUGAGUCCUAUGGACUCUUUAGCAGAGGAGAGCUCUCCGAUGUGAGGCCUAUAGAGGAUGACAUGCAAAGGCUGGCGGAUAUCUUGGAAAGUUUACUGACUGGGCAAGAAGAGAUGACCGACUAUGCAGGUGAACGUUUUCCACCGAAGGAUGGGACACAUCCCGACGCUUUGGAUCUGCUUAGAAUUUUCAGAAAUGACGAGCUGAGGCAAUCAUCAACGGUUGAUGAUAUCCUCGCUCACACCUGGUUGCAGAAUGUGUCUCCUUAGAUUAAUGAUUUGUAAAUAGGUGAGAAGCAUUUUGGUGUUUUUGAAUCGGGAACAGGUCUGCCCAUGGAUCCAUGUUCAUUGGCAAUUCUAUUCCUAUCAUUCCAGAGCAGAUUUAUAAACAAUAAUCUCAAAUGAUCAAAGCAUUAGAUUUAAAUUGCCAGGAUGCAAAAUUUUGUCAAAGAUGAUAUGGAUUCCAUGGCCCUCCAUAUCUGAUAAUUCUGGAUGGAGGUUUGAUAUGUGAGAACAAGAAAUGUCAGAGUUAAUAUAAUCCUCAGUACGAUUGAUUUUUAAAUGAACUC
Messenger RNA from Marchantia polymorpha subsp. ruderalis, 1799 nucleotides. The record is from the annotation of a GenBank genome assembly. NCBI's taxonomy places the organism in Eukaryota, Viridiplantae, Streptophyta, Marchantiopsida, Marchantiales, Marchantiaceae.